CCAUAUUUAGUGAUUUGUAUUUUAUCGUCACCAGCAACGAAAAGUUUAAAACUACGCAGAGCGAUUCGACGAACUUGGGCUUCCAGUACUUAUAAUGGUCAAGUGCGUUUUAUAUUUUUUGUUGGUCAUAGUAAGGUUUUAGAGAAAAAAAAUCAAAGUAAGCUGAUGGAGGAAAGCAAUCUCCAUGGUGAUAUAGUUAUUAUAGACUAUGAAGAUAAAUACCGUAGAAUAAAUUAUAAAAGUGUUUCAAUUUUAAAAUGGUGUUCAAAUUAUUGUUUAAAUUCUCGAUAUAUUGCUAAAGUUGAUGAAGACAUGUUUCUAGAUCUUCCCAAUUUAUUAUCAUUGUUAAACUCUAUAGAGAUUCCAAAAGUAAUACUUGGGUUUGUGAUAAGCAAUGGAAAACCAAUCCGAAAUACAAAACAUAAAUGGUAUGUAUCUGAACAAAUAUAUAGAUAUGAACACUAUCCUGUGUAUAUUAGUGGUACCACAUAUGUUAUAUCUUCAGACUUAUUAUCAGGAUUGUUACUUGCUGCCAGUCAAUCACCAACCAUUCCCAAUGAAGAUGUUUACAUCACUGGUAUAUGUGGCAAAAAAGCUGGUGCAACACUGUUAGGACAUUGUGGAUUUAAUACGUCAAAAUUGCCAGUUUUCAUGUGGGCAUUUAAAUUAAAUGUCAAUGCACAUCACUACACUCCUAAGGAGUUUCAGGAAAUAUGGAAU
Molecule: messenger RNA, 720 nt
Organism: Lottia gigantea (owl limpet)
Lineage: Eukaryota; Metazoa; Mollusca; Gastropoda; Lottiidae
Exons: 1
Cellular component (GO): membrane
Molecular function (GO): hexosyltransferase activity
Source: RefSeq, a predicted model, not a curated record